Messenger RNA from Porites evermanni, 3718 nucleotides. Lineage: Eukaryota; Metazoa; Cnidaria; Anthozoa; Scleractinia; Poritidae. The record is from the annotation of a GenBank genome assembly.
AUGGAAGAUCAAUAUGUCGUUUUACUUGAAAGGGUUGUGGCUGAAAAUGUUCGUCUCAGAGAAGCGAUGGAAGCGCGAGACAACGAACAACGACGAAUGUUUGAGGAACUUGCUUCAAAAAUAGAGAGCUCUAACACUGAACCAGAAAGAUCAGGACGAUCGAGUAGGAAAAGAAGGAGGAAAAUCUCAGUCCCGCAGCAGUGUCGCGUAAGUAUAAAUAUUUCUGUUACUUUUCUGUUAUCAGAAAUACUUUGGAGCGACUGAUUGCGACCACGAAUUGUAAAUUCAAAGUUUAAGUUUACUUGCUCAUGCUCGAUUACUCGCUGGGUGACAAACAAAACACAGCGUGACAUGGAUUGAGCUUCGAUCUUCAUUUAUGUUCUCCGUUCUUUAGCGACAUUUGUGACAGUUUAUGCUAAGCGUUCGUUAGUUUUACGUUCGUUUGUAAGAUGUAAAAAUCAUAGCAAGGAAAAUUCUCACAUUAAGAUGGGACAAAGCCAUUCUCGACCCCAGAGCCCUUGUCUUUUAUCACGUGACCUUACGGCGACAAGGGCUCUGGGUAACUCUGCGCAGCCGUAGCCAAAAUCUGGCUAUAUGGGUUUCCCAGCGCAUGCUCGGGCAGUUGUGGUUUUAUGCAAAUUUAGAUUUGGCAGUUGUGGUUUUAUGCAAAAUUAAAUUUAGAUUUGGCAGUUGUGGUUUUAUCCAAAAUUAAAUUUUAGUUAUUAUUCUUGUGUUGCUAGUUAAGUUAAGCCAUUUUUUUCAAAGUACACGAACAAUGACGUACAGAAUGUGGCUUCUUUAAAUAUGAACAACAUACACAAGGAUACCGAAAAAAGAUUUUUUCUUUUGUAAUUGCAGCAAGACGUUAGAAAGAUGUACAAAGCCCUUUCACAGAAUGAAGAUUUUGAUGGCUUUAAGUUGGAUGAGAGGUAACAAUAGCCAUUAAAUACAAUCAUGUAUAUUGGGAGGCGUAUACAUGUAUACUGAGCAGGAGGUCUGUAUGGGAGAAUCUUGACCUUGGUCAUGAGUACAGACCUCACUGCGUUCAGUCUGUACUUCUGACGUCCUCGGUCAAGAUUCUCCCAUACAGACCUCCUGCUCAGUUAAGGUGGCCGAACAUAGUUUUCAGCGCGCGCUCUAAAGGCUUUGCUGAUGCUAGGCAGCGCGCGCACAAAGAUUACAAAAUAACAAACAUGGCGCCGAUAAAGCGAGGUUUAUUUGUUUUAUGCCUGUGAAGUAUGUGGUAUUUUCCUUCUUAAAAUGACACACACUGUGUCAGGUUUGAUCUUUUGUUGGACUGUUAUGAAAUAAAUAUUCAGCAUAUAAAAAAUCCAGCAUUUUUUUAGGAUAUUCGCCAUUAUGCCAGAAGCCAAUGAAUGCAUUGCCAUGGCAACAGCACACACGCCACCUUAACUAUCAAAAUACGAAAGCCCAUCCUUUUAUCCAAUAUCAUGCAAAGUUUGGAGACUUAGAGAUCAGUCGUUUUAGAGAAACGGUAAAUGGGGCGCAGGUAUCAUAUAAACUGUGUUCAGCCACCUUAAUAAGAGGUAAAUAUAAUAUAAAUAUACAAAUAAAUAAAUCCCAUUUUUACUUUUUUAGCUUUUUAGCAGAGGCUAACCAGACUGCCACCAAGACAAUUAUUGAGGCAGUCAUAGCUGAUCGUGGUGGCACUGAAAAUUGCCCCUGGUCUCCAGCUGAAAUGAAAGGUAACUGCACCUCCCCCUCUAUUUUAUAGUUUCUGGAACAGAGGUUCAAACCACACAUGUAAAACAUGGUUAAUUGAUGCCUCCGAGGGGGAAUGGACACAGUUUACUGGAAACUUCCCCUGUAUUACUUUUCCAUGUUUACCUGGUCUGUCCAUAAAGAAGUUCUCUCAUAUUGGAGAGGGAGGGGGUAUGAAAAUGUAGUUCUCAGGGGCUCAUAUCACCUGACAUAAUCUUUUUGGUGUCUUAUCUUCACAUCACUGUUAAAACAUCCAUUAUCAGCUGUUCUUUUUUAUUUAUAUCAGAUGGAAUUGGGUGUUGUCAACUGAAAUGAUCACACUAUUUAUAUUUACAUUGAUAAGUCACUCUAAGGGCUGUUGGCACAAUGUAGAACACAUUCUUUCUUUUCAAUGUAAAUUUCCAUUACUUGAACAUGUACUAAUAUCAAGGACAAUUUUUUCCUGUUAAGGGGCUGCUGCGACAUACUUAAAGAGUUUGUAUGAUGCUGCCAUGAGGGCAAAAAAGGGCAAGCUGGAGGCUCACAAAGAUCUCUGCCGAAGGCAGGGAAGGAUGAGAGAUGUAAGUUGUUUCCAUUAUGAUACACUUGUACAUGCAAUAACACAUUUAUAAAGUACUAAAAAUUACCAUGAUUAGUUUUUCCUUUUGGUUGCUAAGCAUAAACAACAUCCAGUAGCAUUACUGUUUACAAGAAUAUAUGUAAAUACAUGUACACACAAAACUUGCGUGUAAGAACCUUUAUUUGUUAAGUCCAACAAAAUAGAUUCUUGCAUUUAGGGAUAGUAAUUGAAAGUUCUUAAUUUUUAUGAAGAAAUUUGUUGUUGACUAUCAGAAAAUAAAUAAACAAACUCACCGGGUAAUUUCUAACACUGCAAUCUUACACCCAAACUUUAUCAUAAAUAAAUUUAACUGUAAGCCACUUAUGAGAACCUGCCUGACCUUUCCUGGCUAAACAGGUUCAUAUAUUUUAUAAAAUUGCAAUUUUUCUGCCAGUAGGUUCUUAAACCAGUAAGUUAUUUUACUCAGGUUUCUAACCGUAUCGUCAUGUUACAGAUACAAGCAUCUUUUGAAAGGAAACAAUUGGUGCUGCACUUGUUAACCUUGUGCUAUUUUGACUUUCCUAGAAAACUCAGAAGAGGCUGGUAACACUGAAGACCAUGCCCUGGUCAAAUGAGAAAAAGGCACAGGUUGAAGAAGCUGUAGGGAGCCUAGCGUACACAAGCUCAGAUGAGUCUGACUUUUCUGAGGAUGAAAGUGGUCAGAGCAAGUUAAGCAGAUACCUUGUCAAAAGGCUUCCAUGGGAGAGGACUUCUCUAACUAAAGCUAAGAGAGAGCUUGAUGAGGCUUAUUCCAGAAGCCUCGAAUCCAAAAGGGUACACCUGGUGACAAGACGCCCGCACCCAAUGCCAUCAACAAGACGCCGACCCACUGAGCCUCUAGAAUGGGCAGUCAGGGCUGAGAAUCCAGCCCCUACACCUGGCACCCGGCCAUCUUCAUCUACAUGUACUAGAACUCCAAGUCAUCCUACGCCAGCAGUUAUACCACCCACCAGCACCCGUCCUCCUUCAUCUGGAACUCCACCUACCCGCACCCGUCCUCCUUCAUCUGGAACUCCACCUACACGCACCCAUCCUCCUUCAUCUGGAACUCAACCUACCCGCACCUGUCCUCCUUCAUCUGGAACUCCACCUAACAGCACCCAUCCUCCUUCAUCUGGAACUCCACCUUCCCGUACCCGUCCUCCAACAACUGGAAGUCCACCCACCCGCCCUUCUCCUUCAUCUUGUCCAGCAAGAACUACAACUCCAUCCCCCAGUACCAGUUCUGCCCGUCUGCCAGCAACAGUGACGCCAUCCCCCAGCACCCUUUCUUCAAGAUCUGGAACUUCAUCCCUCUUACCUGACUGUAGCUCCACUCCCAAGACAUCCAAACCAAAAAAAACUUUAAAGUCAAAAAAGGACGUGGCCCAUAGGCGUUCUGCUUCGCCAGCUUAUUGA